AGUUAUUCACCAAUGCCAGCAUUCCGUCGCAGGCGGCCGCCGGGUACGCCAGUGUUUGUUGGGAACCGGAUCCAGAAGGACAUGCUGAUGGAUUUGAACAAGGAGUACCUGCCGGAGAUGGGCAUCACGACGAUGGGAGACAUUAUUGCCAUCCAGCGCCACUCGAAGACGGUGUGCGACCAGAGUGCCCGCGACCGGGUGCUGUCCUCGCAGUCGGCAGUCGUCGAGAAGCCAGAACUGCCGGAACACUUAACCAAUCUGGUUCCGGUGGCGGCGGUUUCCGCCACGCUGAGCAACCCACCCAAAUCGUCGGUGUCCCGCCCCAGCUCGGCGAAAUCUCUGCCGAGCAAAUCGCGGAAUGGCUUUUCCGAGAACAAAAUCACACUUCCGGCUGGCGGCGGAUCUUCCACGUACAUUGUGCCCACCAUCAAUGAGGGUUCGGACAAGAAAGCAUCGCUGGUCGGUAGCUUAGGCAAACGGAGUGCCGUCUUCAAACGGCUCGAGGCAACUCCAAUGAAGACGAAGAGGAUGAUGGAGAAUUGGACGUCGACAUUGACGACGCCGAAGAAGAUGGCCUCGAAUGUCAUGCUCAAGCAAGUGCUCAAGGGUAUCGAGGCGCUUGGGAAGAGAAGAGACGAGAAGAGCAACCAGAGAGAGCAGAGUGACGGAGCGCCCGCCGGGAUACUGAAGAAGUCGCCGCAACAACCCACCCGCAAACUCCCUCCCAAAACCCAGAACGUCACUCUGUUGAAGAAGAUCCCUGCCAAGACGGUCACGGCAGGUGACGACCAGUCGCUCUCCUCGCGACGGCGCAGUUUGGACCGCAUGAACUCGGACAGCGAGCCGGCCAAAUCCGUAUCCUUCUCGAAGAGGGACGAAGUGCUCGAAAUCGAAUUCCAUCCCAUGCGCUUGCAGGAUCGGGAACUCCCGUUGUGGGCACGCAUAGGCGGCGGUGGCGCUAACUUCACAGCCGGGAAACGUUGACCGCCCUUCCCAAACCAACAGCUAACGGAGGCGUUGAUCUCCGGGUUGUUCCCGAUCUGAGGAAAAGACGGUCCGGCUACAGUGCGCUCACUUCGCGAGCAAAGUCCCAACCUGAGCCCUUAUCG
Messenger RNA from Culex quinquefasciatus (southern house mosquito), 1109 nucleotides. RefSeq lists its product as uncharacterized. The record is from RefSeq and is a predicted model, not a curated record. Lineage: Eukaryota; Metazoa; Arthropoda; Insecta; Diptera; Culicidae. The coding region runs from base 13 to 984 and encodes 323 amino acids. Gene Ontology annotation, cellular component: nucleus. The transcript is spliced from 3 exons.